AUGUCCAAAUACCAUGCCCGAAGACAUACAAUGGUGGAGGACGUGUGUGUCCCGAAGCACUUGCUGUCUACAGCAAAGUUCGAUUCACCAUGGGAGAUGAAAAAAUGGGAGAAAUCUCUCCCCGAAAAUGAUCGUGUCCCCUAUACACUGGCCAGAUCUGCAAGCCAAAAGCAAUCUAGCGGUCUCUCGCGCUCUAAAUCUCUUGGUGGUCUUGCUCGUUCUGCUAGUCUUUCUACUUUGCGGGUUCCAAAACGCCCCGAUGCUACUCGACCGCGUAGCAACCCUCCUGCAUUACAACUCUGGGAUGAGUUCAAGCAACCUGUACCAUUAUCACCGCCCCUGGAGCAAGACGAACCUAUCACGCCUAUCAAAGAAGCCGCCGUCCAUGCCAGUCCCCCAAUGAGCGCUAAUAGCUCGGAUACCUUUGCUAGUAGUCAGCGGAGUAGUAUGCAAGAUGUGUAUGAAAAGGCCAAACUGAGAAAGGUUGCUCUUCAACGAAAAUACUGGGUGCGACUUCUAUUCGAAAUCGGCUUCUAUACGUUCCUUAUUUUGUUCAUAUACUUCGUCUUGAUCGGAAUGCCCCUUUGGAAGGGUGCAGUAUGGUGGCUCUACUGGGUUAUCAGCAACAAAUUCGUCAUCCCAGGAGGAUGGGCAAUUCUUCUUGGUCUGGCAUUCUUAUAUGCUUUCUUGCCGCUCCUCAUUCUUUUUGAAAAGGAUCCCCCAGCAGUGCUGGUUCCUACCGAUGCAGAUCUUGAAAAGCAAGUAUCAAAUGCAGAGAACACAGCCCUGCUUAUUCCCUGCUAUAAAUCUGCACAGAUUAUUGGUCCAACUCUGGACGCUGCUCUGAAAAUCUUUCCUGCUGAGAACAUCUUCGUUAUUGCUAAUGGAAACUCGGAAACUCCACUCGACAACACGGAAGACGUCUGUCGCCCGUAUGGAGUUAAUCAUCUUUGGGUACCUGUUGGUUCAAAGAUCGUUGCCCAGUUCGCUGGUUGCUACGCUGCAAAGGGAUUUGAAAAUGUUCUUCUUAUCGAUGAUGACUGCGCACUUCCACCGAAUUUCCCCGUCGUCAGCAACAGAUUGACGAGCUCCGUCAGGUGUAUUGGAUACACUAUUAAGAGCGUUGGACCUGAAUCAUCCAAGGGAACAUACUGUCAACAGGCGCAGGAUCUCGAAUACAAAAUGUCCGGUAUCCAGCGAGCUUUCUUUGGUAUGCUGGGAAGUGCCACUUUCCCUCAUGGUGCUAUCUCUUUAUGGAACACGGAGUUUCUCAAGCAAACAUUCAAUGAGCAUCCUGGUUUUUCCGUAUCCGAGGACUGGUUCUUCGGAGAUGCUUGUCGACGACUUGGAGGUCGAAUUACCAUGUGCUCAUCUGUUUUCGUCGAAACCGAGACACCAUCAGCAGUAUUUUUCGCUAGAGGUGGUAGCCGCGGUGGAUUCGGCGAAAUGACUGUCUUUAAGCAACGAUUUAAGCGAUGGAACUUUUUCUUCGUUAUCGGAAUGUACUAUGACCUCAAGUACAUCUUCACGAGCUGGAAGCUCGGCUGGUGGGAGAUCGGAGCCAAGCUCUGUGUUUUCCAAGAGGUGUACGAAACUCUCAUUUAUCUUCUCGCUCCUUUCGUUUUACCCAUCUCUUUCUACGUCCGCCCCUCAUUCUGUGGUAUUCUCCUUGGUGCAACUAUUGGCAUGUACAUUGUCAACGUGUUGGUGUUCAAUGAGAUCCACCUCCGACUUAAGAAAGAGCGCAUCGACUGGAAGGUCCUUAUUCUAUACUACACAUUUUACAAGAUUGCUUUGACUGGUAUCAACGUUUUCAGCUGCUACUGGUCGCUAUACAAAUACGCUCGCUACUUUGCCAAGCGCCAUCCAAAGGUCAUUGAGGACGAAGAGGCCAUUGGUGUCGUUCUAAGUCUUGAACGCGAAGUUGACUCGGAGAUUCCCACCAUCCAGGAGAACGUUGCGAGUACUGUUAUUCCGCAGGAUGCAGAUGCUAACCGAGCAUAUAAAAGAUUGACUUUAACUAAGGUUGAGGCUCCGCCACAAACCAUGGAUGAAUUUUCACACGGACCGUGGGUAUAA
Molecule: messenger RNA, 2079 nt
Organism: Penicillium angulare
Lineage: Eukaryota; Fungi; Ascomycota; Eurotiomycetes; Eurotiales; Aspergillaceae
Exons: 4
Coding region: 1-2079 (692 amino acids)
Source: RefSeq, a predicted model, not a curated record